Molecule: messenger RNA, 821 nt
Organism: Hydra vulgaris (swiftwater hydra)
Lineage: Eukaryota; Metazoa; Cnidaria; Hydrozoa; Anthoathecata; Hydridae
Product: small ribosomal subunit protein eS8
Biological process (GO): translation; maturation of SSU-rRNA from tricistronic rRNA transcript (SSU-rRNA, 5.8S rRNA, LSU-rRNA)
Cellular component (GO): ribosome; cytosolic small ribosomal subunit
Molecular function (GO): structural constituent of ribosome
Source: RefSeq, a predicted model, not a curated record
AAUCAAAAAUAUAUAAAAAACAUCCCGUUUGAUUAGUUUGACGGACAUAACGUGACCCGCGUCGGCGGCCGUUCUCAAAGUGCUAAAACGACCUUCGUAUUCAUAAUGGUCUUUUAACUUCGGUAUCAACAUGGGUAUCUCAAGGGAUAAUUAUCACAAAAGACGUUCAACUGGAGCUCGUAAAAAUCCCUUGAGUAAAAAGAGAAAGUACUCUCUUGGACGACCUUCAGCUAAUACUAAGAUCGGACCAAAAAGAAUAAAAGAAGUCAGAUGUCGUGGAGGAAAUUUAAAGCAUCGUGCACUUAGAUUAGAUACUGGAAAUUUUUCGUGGGCUUCCGAAUGUGUUGCACAAAAAACUAGAGUGUUAGAUGUUUUGUAUAAUGCAAGUAACAAUGAAUUAGUUCGAACUAAAACUCUGGUUAAAAAUGCUAUCAUACACAUUGAUGCUACACCAUUUAAACAAUGGUUUGAAGCUCAUUAUGCAGUUGCCAUUGGUAGAAAGAAAGGACAAAAGUCUUCUACAGCUGAAGGAGUAGAUGAUGUUCUAAAUAAAGUUCGAUCCAAACAUGCUACAAAAAAAAUUGAAGCUAGAAAACCAGAAUCAAAAAUUGACCAACAUUUAGAGGAUCAAUUUGCUUCUGGGCGAUUAUUAGCUUGCAUUUCAUCACGACCUGGCCAAAGUGGACGUGUCGAUGGAUAUAUUCUUGAAGGGAAAGAGCUAGAUUUUUAUUCUAAGAAAAUUAAAUCAAAGAAAGGAAAAUAAAUGAAUAACAUCUUAGUUGGUUAUUUUUAUUUUUGUGAAAAUUAUUAACUUUUUGAGG